UAUUUUUUUUAUUUUUUUUCGUCUUUACAACAUAGCUUUUAGAGAUCUUUACAUUUAUACAUUUAUACAAAUUUUGACCAAUUACAGACUGUAAAGACUAUAUAUAUCUACAGACACCCCUCAAAUUCCCCCUUAUACUGCUUAAUAGGCAUGUCCCUGGUCAACUAAAAACUCCUUUUGACAUUACUUUGAUCAGAGACAAAUGUCAUUAAGAACAGCAAAGUCAACUAGUGAAAUUUUAAAGCAUUUAACUUCUGGGCCCGGUGCUGCCAAAUUACCCUCAAAUGUUUCCAAAAUUACUUUAACAUUUGCUUUGAAGGGAAAGAAUGAAAGUGCAUCAGCAAGGCACUUUUUACGAGAAAAUCUUCCUCGUAUUCAAUACAACAAUCCACAUGUUAAUUAUGAAGUGAAUAAAACUUUGGAUGCAACUACUACACCUAAAAUUGCUGUUCAUUUUAGCAAUGGACGAUCUAAAGAAAUUGAUAUUGCUAGAAUUCAUUCAGAUCAUAUUGUUGAACGAGUAUUUGCCUCCACUUCAUAAUUUUUUUUUUGUACAAUAAAUAUAAUGUAUAUAAAAGACCAUUAUUUUCUGAAGAAAAUAAUUUAUUCAACUAA
Cokeromyces recurvatus is the source of this 615-nucleotide messenger RNA. RefSeq lists its product as uncharacterized. The transcript has 3 exons. Gene Ontology annotation, molecular function: structural constituent of ribosome. The record is from RefSeq and is a predicted model, not a curated record. The coding region runs from base 203 to 541 and encodes 112 amino acids. Gene Ontology annotation, cellular component: mitochondrion. Lineage: Eukaryota; Fungi; Mucoromycota; Mucoromycetes; Mucorales; Mucoraceae.